CCAGCACCACUCCACCCUGAACGCACCCUCCCAAAAUAGCAGUGCGACUUCAGGAAGCCCCAGGAAAAAAAAAAAAUGGCUGAAGAGUUUUCACCGAUAACUCGGCAAGUCACUAAAGAAAAUCGAGAAAUCGGAACCUCUUCUGUCGACAUUCCUCUUGAAGACGUCGAGGAUUGUAUAAUAUACGACCGGCAUGGAGUCUCUAUUCCCUUCAAGAAAUUACAUCAAGACAGGAAAUCGGUGAUAAUUUUCGUGCGGAAUUUCCUGUGCUAUAGCUGUAAAGAAUAUGUGGAAGACUUGAGCAAAAUACCUAAAAAAGCCCUGGAGGAUGCUGACGUUAGACUGGUUGUGAUUGGUCAGUCUGCUCACCAUCAUAUAGAGCCAUUCUGCUCACUGACGGGCUAUCCCUAUGAAAUGUAUGUGGACCCGGAGAGGUGCAUUUAUCAAAAGCUUGGGAUGAAGACAGAGGAAAGAUUUACAGACUCAGCCCACCCUAGUCCCCAUGUGAAGUCUGGUAUGUUUAUGGGACAAAUGAAGAGUAUAUGGAGGGCCAUGACUAGCCCUGUAUUUGACUUCCAGGGUGACCUACAUCAGCAAGGUGGAGCCAUUAUUGCAGGACCAGGCUCUCAAGUUCAUUUUUCCCAUUUUGACACAAACCGCCUGGACCACAUGCCCAUUAACUGGCUCCUGCAGCUCGCCGGAGUUCAACAGACUCUGGACUUCAGUGAUAGGCCAAAGAUCAUCCAUGUGUAACUAGCUGGCCACCUGAGAGUGCUUUGCCCCACAUCACCGUGAUUAUUCUGCAGAAAUGCACAUGCUUGUACGUUUGUUUGUGGCCUACAUUUAUUUGUACAGUCUGUAGUCUGAAAGCAGGCGUGAUUUGUAGCUGAGGGUGUAAGGGUGGUAUGAUUGUAUUACCUUUUUUUUUGGUGUUUCAUUUUCUACCUUUUCUAUCAGAGUCAUCACGUCUUAUUCUGUAUAUAUCUGCUCCAAUACUUGUAAUAAGAUGGUUAAUAUUUAUGAACACUUCAUAACAUGUUGCACUGAUGUUAGCAGGGUCUUCUUUUUAUGUGCACACCUCAUAUCGACACUGUUUAUUCUAUGAAAAAUAAAGUUAUGUUGCUAUUU
This is a messenger RNA of Larimichthys crocea (large yellow croaker), 1128 nucleotides long. RefSeq names its product peroxiredoxin like 2C (gene prxl2c). Bases 76 to 753 code for a protein of 225 amino acids. The record is from RefSeq and is a predicted model, not a curated record. NCBI's taxonomy places the organism in Eukaryota, Metazoa, Chordata, Actinopteri, Sciaenidae. The transcript has 6 exons.